Messenger RNA from Lingula anatina, 833 nucleotides. RefSeq lists its product as uncharacterized. The record is from RefSeq and is a predicted model, not a curated record. Lineage: Eukaryota; Metazoa; Brachiopoda; Lingulata; Lingulida; Lingulidae.
CUGGGAGUAAUGUCGAGUUUGAAGUCGCUGCUAGUUCGUCUGUCUCUCUCUUCUAUAAUCGCGUAAAUUUCUGCCAGUAGAAGUACAUCAUAGCGACCUGCAACGAUAAAGGACAUUGGCUUAUUGAUAAAACUGUAGCACCCUGUCAAAAUAUGCUUAUCUAUAUGCAUGUGUUCCGUCCGAAAACAACUGAAACGGGCGGUUAUCUUCAUUUCAUUUGCACACUUUGGGCUUUUGUACAGGUGUGUGAUGCAUUAAGCCAGCCGGUCUGUGACGAAUUUAUCGAAUUCAAACAAAGUGUUGGUGAAAACGCCUGGAAAUGUGUCCCCUGCACCAGAUGUGCUCCAGGGUAUUAUUUCAGCGCCGAAUUGGGCAUUUGUGUGAGGAAUUCCUCCAUUCGGCAUACUGCUGUAAAGACCACGGUUAAAGCAUUCCUCAGGCAACCAAAAUCUCAAGUAUCGGGUUUUAUCAAUGAGACAAGCAAGCCAAAAUCUGAAUCUUCGGGUUUGAUCUCUAAUGCUGUAAUCGACAAGCCAGAAGCAAAGGACGUCAAGGUGAACGAGCGUGUCCCACACGUGGUAACUAUUGACUCUCCCAAUAGGAUAGAGAUUGCAACACUCAUUAUGAAAAAACUAAAACUGAACUCAGUAGAUUUCUUAGACUCGGAGUAUUUCAUGCAUGACCAAGAAAGGCCGUCAAGAAGAAGUGACAGGCAUCUUCCACGCUCGCCCCAGUCAGAGAAGAGAACCUCUGAUGAUGAUGACAGCACAGAUAUUAUUGUAACAGAGAUCCAACCACCACUAGGACAAUGUCAUUUACAUUUAUGCCAAUAA